AUGGAAACAGGUCACAUUUCAGAGGGAGCUUAUGCAGCUUCACCGAGAAGGGUGUUUGAAGAGCAGGAACCGCGCUGGAGGCUGGAGAAGAGUGUCGCAAACAGGGGCACAACCCGGAGGUUGCGGAAGAAGUGUCCUGGUUUGGAAGAAAGGUGGUGUGGUCCCACUAAUGAGAACCAGUACAUAUAUACAUGUGUGAGUCCAUCUGUGCAUGAGAGGUCCCACGUACAGUCAUCAAAUGGUGAGGUGACCACAAGACCAAAGAAGACGCCCAGCUAUCUGCAACUCUCAGCUAAAGGGAAUGGACAAAGCGUGAACACUCUCUGGCUCCCAGCCUCUUCCAUCUAUCUGACAGGGUCCCGCUGUCAGGUCUCCGUUAACUGUCCUGAGAUCUGCCUCUGGAAGUCAUGCUAUCCAGAGAAGUCAUGUCUCUGGCCUGGUUGGGAUCUACCUGCAGUGGGAUCCAGAGUCUGUGAGAUUCCGGGCCAGUCGAGUGACUUUUGCGGCAUCACAAUUCUCUGGGUGGCCCGCCUGCUGGCCAAGAGAGUCCACUCAAUCUGCAAGAAGCUCCUUCCAACCAAAGUGGCCAACAGAAAGUGGUCACUGUGCUCUCCUUGGAACCAUCAGAAUGGGGUCGGGGUGCUGCUUGCCCACCUGCACAGCUGACAGAUGCAUGUCUUAGGGCAAAUCACUAAAUUCGCAUUGUGGCUUUUAUUUAUCACUCUUCUUGUUCUUGGUUCAUGCCAGUUCACUCCGAGAGGGAGAGAAGCAUUUUACUGUGCCACAAAAUCGACACCCGUUGCAAUCAGCUUGAUACUAUAAAUAUCACCUGAAUGAAUAAAAUUGGAUUUUUGAGCACGCUGGGGAGGGCUGAACUCAAACAAUAACAAAUUCCCAAGAAAACGGUCACUUCUUGGCCAGGCUGGGUUAGCAGCUGGCCUGUGCUGGGUUCCCUCUGAUGUGCCACAGGCUUGGAUGA
This is a messenger RNA of Condylura cristata (star-nosed mole), 979 nucleotides long. RefSeq lists its product as uncharacterized. The transcript is spliced from 7 exons. Bases 1 to 666 code for a protein of 221 amino acids. NCBI's taxonomy places the organism in Eukaryota, Metazoa, Chordata, Mammalia, Eulipotyphla, Talpidae. The record is from RefSeq and is a predicted model, not a curated record.